Messenger RNA from Tachysurus fulvidraco (yellow catfish), 4697 nucleotides. It is a transcript of the gene ets1, whose product is annotated as v-ets avian erythroblastosis virus E26 oncogene homolog 1. Gene Ontology annotation, cellular component: nucleus. Gene Ontology annotation, molecular function: DNA-binding transcription factor activity, RNA polymerase II-specific; sequence-specific DNA binding. The transcript is spliced from 10 exons. Lineage: Eukaryota; Metazoa; Chordata; Actinopteri; Siluriformes; Bagridae. Bases 183 to 1640 code for a protein of 485 amino acids. The record is from RefSeq and is a predicted model, not a curated record. Gene Ontology annotation, biological process: regulation of transcription by RNA polymerase II; cell differentiation.
CGCUAAUUGGCCGAGGGCGGGAGCGCGCACGCACUGAGCGCUCUUUAUCCUCCUGUUCCCAAAAGACGCGGCGCGCGCUUCAACGCCAGGUACAUCGACCCAGACCACUGAGUCGAACGCAUCCAGGAGAUUUUUCCCCCCCAUUCACACACACGGCCUGCAGUGCUGCUCCACAGACCACCAUGAGUUACUAUAUGGAUCCGGUUUCUUCUUACCAGCUUCAUCAUCCAGCUGACCAUCUGGGUGUGAUGAGACAGACUGGCGGGAUGGCGGUGUCUAUGGUAACGCCGAGUCAACUCCCUGGGGUGUGCCACCCCCAGCAUGCACCUCCUGCCAGGGUUGCAUAUGCCCAUGACAUCACGCUGCAGGAAGUACCCAAUGGCCCAGAUUUCUGCCCCAAUGAUCUGGAAUGUGGGGAUGUUCCUCUACUGACUCCAGGAAGCAAAGAGAUGAUGUCGCAGGCUCUGAAAGCCACCUUCAGUGGUUUCACCAAGGAGCAGCAGAGACUCGGUAUUCCUAAAGACCCUCGGCAGUGGACAGAAGCUCACGUGCGAGAAUGGCUUUUGUGGACAGUGAACGAGUUCAGCCUGAAGAACGUGGACUUCCACAAGUUCUGCAUGAACGGAGCCAGUCUUUGUGCACUGGGCAAGGAUCGCUUUCUAGACCUGGCGCCCGACUUUGUAGGGGACAUCCUGUGGGAGCACUUAGAGAUGCUGCAGAAAGAAGAUCCAAAGCAUUUCCCUGUCAACGGCAUAAGCUCAGGUUUCCAGGAAUCUCGCUAUACCUCAGACUACUUUGUCAGUUACGGCAUCGAGCACGCUCAGUGCGUCCCACCUUCGGAGUACUCGGAGCCGGGCUUCAUCACAGAGUCGUACCAGACCCUUCAUCCCAUCAGCUCGGAAGACCUGCUGUCGCUCAAGUACGAGAACGAAUACACCAACGUCAUUCUGCGUGACACGCCGCUCAACCCACUUCAGGGUGACUACUUCCCCAUCAAACAGGAAGUUUCACCUGACAACAUGUGCGUGGGUCGGAUCAGCAGAGGUAAACUAGGAGGCCAGGACUCGUUCGAGAGCACAGAGAGCUUUGAAAGCUGCGACCGUCUGACGCAGUCCUGGAGCAGUCAGUCGUCGUUCAACAGCCUGCAGCGCGUCCCGUCCUACGACAGCUUUGACUCAGAGGAUUAUCCCACAGCUCUGCACGGUCACAAGCCCAAAGGAACGUUUAAAGACUACGUCCGCGAGCGCUCAGAUCUCAGCAAGGACAAGCCGGUCAUCCCAGCUGCCGCUCUCGCCGGCUACACGGGUAGUGGACCCAUUCAGCUGUGGCAGUUUUUGCUGGAGCUCCUUACAGACAAGUCAUGCCAGUCGUUCAUCAGCUGGACAGGAGACGGCUGGGAGUUCAAACUCUCCGACCCUGACGAGGUGGCACGGAGAUGGGGAAAGAGAAAGAACAAGCCCAAGAUGAAUUACGAAAAGCUGAGCCGUGGCCUGCGCUACUACUACGACAAAAACAUCAUCCACAAGACAUCAGGCAAGCGUUAUGUCUACCGCUUCGUGUGUGACUUAAAGAGCCUUCUGGGAUACACACCUGAGGAGCUGCACACCAUGCUGGACGUCAAACCCGACACGGAUGAGUGAAAUAGCAACCCAGGAGUACCGGGGCCGAGAGACUUUCCUCUCUUAUCCUCACAACAGUGGGUGUUUUAUUUGGGUCCAACGAUAAACAAGUCCCGUCUUCAUACCUAGUCAUGGUUCCAGUCUUGUUUUUGAGCUCAUGACUGCAGCUAUCGCAAAAAUUAAAGGACCCAUUCCAAACCGUACCAAAGUUCAUAGCCUGUAGCGUGUAUCAUAAUUCAGCUCUGAAGCGAAAACAGUGAGUUUCCAGUAGAGCCACCAUUUUGACCCAGCAGCACCUAAAAAACAGACUGCUAGAGUGGGGUGGGACUAGGAAAGAACGAAGGACUUGUUCCUACAGUGGACAUUGUAUGGAUGGAAAGUUCCGUAAAUAUGUUGCCAAAGUUACAGAAAAAUGGAACUUUACAGAAAUACAUCAAUAUUUACUAUUAAGUUACUGUUGCUAUCGUGGUCCUCAGAUAGACCACAUGAAAACGAUUAAAGUAUUUUAUUUUUAUUCUUUUUCUUUCUCUGAUAUCUUUGUGCCAGUAUUAAUUUUUUAUUUUUAAUCUGUAAAUGAAGGAUUGAUUAUGCCAAAAUGUGUUUUUUUUUCUUCCCUGUGUGUUAAAAGUCAAAGACUCACACAGAAGUCACAUAACUGAAAACUUAGCAGGCGAGACAAGAGACUGCUAUUUUACUCAUGCAGUUCAGUUAAAAGAAAAAAAAGCCUCUCACUCAAACCGAGAACGGGUGAGAGACGCGACCGAAAGUAGCCGUUUUUCUACACGAGGGCGGCAGGCUCUGAACACACAACCGCCCUCGCCUUAUAGGCAGGAUUGUUUCGCUUCUAAGCAAGCACAACUUAGGCAGCUGUUAAACAUGGCCCGUCUCAGAUCUCCUUUUUUUUAAUCUCUAACGUUCAGACAAAGGACUUCAAGCAUCUCUUGCCUUAGUUUUACGUCUAUGUUGCCGCUUGUGCCACUCUCCCUCACGUCUUGUUUUGUCUGCGCCGUCCUUUGAGAGCACAUGUGAUGUAAACACGUCUGUAAUCUUCCAGCCUGUCAUGAGUCAGACUGAAGGGUGUGGAAGUAGAGCACAAUAGAAAUGUCAUUUAACUGAUCUUGUCCUCUUUUGAUGAUUGAGUAGAUUGAUAGCAGAAAACAGGCUUCAUAAUGAGCUGGGACCAAAUAUAUGUCCUUGUGAGGACAAAUAGCUGAAUGUAAUAGAGAUCUUAGCCGUGAGCCUGACGCGGGAGUUAUUAAUCACUGAAGUGAAGGUUGUGGGAGUGAUCAGAGCUUGUGAUGAGAUGAUGUUGGCUUAAGAAAGUAGGGGAGUAACAUUUCAGAUGGUUUCAAGAUUUUAACAGUUUAAGAAAAUGACCAGUGACGCUACUUAAAAUAUCAUUAACUCAACUAAACUGAUAAUACGACCAAAUAUCUAACACCCAGAUACUGAAUUGAUUUCAGUAACUACUAUAAUAUAAGCAAAGAAUAAAUGAUUUCUGACUUCAUAUAAAUAUUUAAAUAAAUAAAUAAAUAAAUAAAUAAGCCUGACAGUUAUCAAAGCGCUAACACUGGAGACUCCUUCCAUAAAUCUUAAGGAACUAAAUAAUAUCUGUAUGGAAAAGGCCAGCUUAUCAUCAUCUUUGUGUAUGAAAUAAAAGUCUCUGUGCGUAGAACCAACACCUUGUUAGAAAAGAGCGCAUUUCUAUGAAGCUGGAACUACUGUCAGAGCUGCAGCUCUAGAAAACGAAUCAACGACUUCUGAAUUCAACAGUGUUGGAUAACACUGUAUAAAUCUUUUUAUAAGCCUGUUGCUAGCGGUGUGACUCUGGUUCCUGUUGCCUUUUAGUCAUGGUCGGUGUUCCACAGAAUGCGCAGGCCUUGGGAGGGAACAAAUUAAAGGAAAAAAGUUAAGAUGUCGCAUCUACACAAUGUUAUUGUUUACAAUGGUUUGCUUGCUGUUUCGAUGGGUUUCAUUUUUAGGAAUUGUCUAUUUGUACAGAUUGUGUUUCAAAACGUUUUAUUACAAGAGCCAGAACAAAUAAAGCCAGUGUUAAAGCAGUAACAACACUGAAAUAACACCCGUGUGAGGUCCCGGAGCUGAAGCAUUUGAUGCUCAUCCACAUUACUGAAGGACAAAAGCCACGUUCCAGUCGACUAUUUAAACGAAUCGCUUCAAAUGAAUCUAUAUGCUUGAUGCUUUUGCUGCGGAAUAAAUUUGGGAGUAAAAAAGGGGGAUUCAAUUCCAUUGCUAAAUUAAAAUACACAUGGUGGGUCGAUGAGACGUUUCAGGAAGUCGAAAGUGGGAUGGAUGUGGAUAUGGUUCAUGUAUGUGGUUUUAGAUUAAGAGUUUUUACAUGGUCGUGUUUUUAUUUUUUUUUUUCCUUUACUCAUGCGUCAUAAUGUCCUAAAACGACACACGGUAUUAUGUUACUGUUUUUUUUAUUUUUUAUUUUAUGCUUAACGAAUGAAGUCCAUUAGAUAUUGUGUUAAAUGUCAAGUAUAUUCUUUUUAAGAACAAAGAAAAAAAAAAUUGGUGGACAUAGCGACGUCAAAAGCAAAUAUUCUGAGUCGGAUAUGCAUCAAUUAUGUGAUGAAUGCAAAUCACAAAACCAUUAAUGAGGAAAGAUUUUUUUUUUUAUUAUUAUUUUUUUAAAUUCAGUUCAUUUUUUGUACAUUUUAUAGUGUUUCUGUAUUUUUUAUUUUAUUUUUUUUGUUCAAUGAAAAUUUUAAUGUAUUUAGUUCAUAAACAUUGGAAUAUUUUUCAAUAAUUUAUAUUUUAUAAACUUUGAAAUACGAGACGCAGACAGCUGGUGCUUUCAUGGAGAAAAAAAAAUUGUGGUAAAGCAGGACCAAAUGUAGCGAAUUUUUUUUUUCUUUUCUUUUUUUUUUUUAUACAGAAAAAGAAGUUGAUAAAUUUAAAGACCUGUCUGCAUAUACAGUUAUAUAGAAAAAAAAAAAAAAAGGCUGAUGCUGGCCCAUCAUUAAGUUUUGCCGAGAGUUUUAUAAAUGGUAACUUCUAUUUCUUAUUGUACUUCAAAUUGUUAUGUUAUAAAAUGUACAUGAAAAAAAAAAAUCA